CUUUUAUUUGUUUCGCCGAGAUAUUUUUUUGUGUUUUUCUUAUGUAUUGGAUUUUAUUGGUAACAUUUUUUGAUUGUGAGAAAAGCCUUUCAUGCAUUCUCACCUGUUCAGUUCCUUUUUUGGAGGAUAAAAGUAUUAAAUGCGGCAGUCGUCUGUUCAUAUGUAGCGACUACAGAGGUUGAUUAAUAAUCUAGUUCAGAUGCUAGUUGGCCGCCUAAAAUGGCAUUCAUUUUUCAGUGUGGAAUUUGUGCUUAAUUUAAUGCCUUUGUAGGAACUUGUGUAGUAUGCUGCAUUUACAAAAGAGCACACUGAUGAAUUGUUUUUUAUCUUGUUAGUUAUCGUAAUUAGCAGUACGGUAAGGUCGAGACACAGUUGGUUAUUUCUUUGUCAUAGUGGACGUACUAUGUCCUUAGGGAUACGAUUGUACCGGUGACUUUGAGCCGAUCAACCAUAAAAAGUGAUUUUCAUUCCAAAAUUGACGCUUAUUUACAUGUGCAUGAAUGCAUAUUGCGCAGGAUAUUUUUCUAAUGAAAUGACGUGAAAGUCUCCCCUAAUUACGCUGAGGAGCACCGGUUUUCAAGUUAGACCAGUUUCUUCACACGUAUUCAUCAAGGUGACUGGAGAUGAGGUUUUUUGUGACCUGUUUAUCUCACUUAUACUGUUUUGUCUUCCUCAAAAGCUCGCGAUUGAAUUACUGUGGUUUCCAGUGAGAGGAUUAAAGACUACUUACUAGGAAAUUGAUGAUUAUAAAACUAAUUAAAAUAAAUAACCCUAACCUUUAUUCUAACCCUAGUUAUAACCCUGAUCCUAACCUUAAUACUUACCUUGACCCGAAUCCUAGCCCUAACCAGUUGUUAACGAAUUGUCCCCACGGUAGUUAAGAACGUGAUCAGAGGCAAGUUUACACAUUGAUUCCUGUAUGGUGUUCACAUUGGCGCUAUAAUAAUAAUAGUAAGUCCUGUUAUCCAACGAGCGUUCGUACCCAUGGUACUUGAGACUUUAACUUCGACAAUUCUGUCACAAGCUUCUCUCGCUAACAACCACUCGCUGUGUAUUAUACUCUGUAGUGAUUCAGUUUCACAUGAUAAGUUGUUAUUGGCUCUUGCACCUUGAGUGUCGUUGAAAUAUAUAUGUCUGUGAAGAUACAGUUGUAUUUUUGCAGGGCCAGUAGCACUCUAUCACGGAAAGAGUUCCAGUCAUCAAACAGUAUAUUUGGGAAUCGAAAUUCCAUACGUAUUCUGUUAGAGUACUUUUUAUGAACUCUCAAAUGUAUCCUAAAAAGGAAGGAAAUGUUAUACAGGGCAAUAUUCGAAUCAUGCUUUAUUAUACGACAAGUCAAUUUAAGCUGCUGUCCGUAUGAUAAUAAUAAGUAGUUUAUAUGUUUCAAGCCCUUUUCAUAAGGUGUGAGAAACCAAUGAAUUAUCUAUUGUUUACUAUUUGUUCCCUUUCCACGACGUGCCACAUCCUUGAAUCAUAGGCUAGCCGUCUGUGUGCAGUAUUAUAUAUGAGACCUGAGACAAUUUAAGUAGAGUAUUCAUUCAUCUCAGUGUUUAAGAGCCUUUCGAACUAUAUGCAACCAUGGUUGCUGCUGUACUAUAAUAUAGAGCUAUUGAGUUAUCUUAAAUCAUUUUGUCCCUCAUCAUCAUGCAGUAUAUUGUUUAAGAUCUACGGCUCAGAUGCAUUAGGGAACCUUUUUUGUAGUUCAUUUUCAAAAUCCAGUUAAUUUGUCUAAUUGAUCUUGAAAGUCUGACUUAUCAUCACUACUCUUUAUAGUGCUAUCUCUUACUAACGAGGAAUAUCAGCCUUGUUCUCAUUUCCAAACAGCACGUCAUCUCCCUAACAAAUAAAACUAAUACAACUUUCUUUAUUCAGUGUAAUAUACCAAAGACUGCUUUUCGUUCUUUGAGUUUUCAUGGCUCACAUCGGUCUUGUUUCCUGAAUCAUGCGUUAAAUGUUGAGAUAAUGAUUUGUUUGCUUAAAAAUCCAGUCUGUGCGGAAUUAACGCUGGGAGUGCUGAAAGUCGUGCUACUUCAGCGGCUGUUUCACCAUUGACUCACCAUACAAAAAGUCAUUAUUGCCGCUCUAUUUUAUGCUUGGGUGGUGACAGUACAUUGAUCUUAUUCCUGUCCAAUGCGAGAAAUGUCUGUAUUAUGACAAAUUUAAUGAUCUGUUCAUAACAUCCAAUCAGAGUCAAGUCAAUCGAUGUCUUAUGAUGAUAAUAAGAAGGUGUUUCACAACGCUGGCACUCUAGCUAGUUAACCACAGAGUUCAGCGGAUAUCUUUAUCUGAUUAUCUUUUUACAAGUUUUUCAUAUCACUUCCAGUAGUUUUAAUUCUUAUCUGAAAGACUUGUUGCCAUACCAUCUGGAAGGUACGAAGAUGUUUUCAUUUCCUGGCUCACUACUCGUCGUUUUGACAACAACAAUGUGACAACUCUGCUUGUUAUUGGGAAACAUCUUGUUAAUCUGAGCAGCGUAUGCUGCUGGCAAAUCCGGAAAUAAAAAGAAACAACUACCUAGUUACCAUUAAAGAUGGUGUCUGUUCGUGACAAAAUAUACCACGAGCCCAAUCAAAUUUUGCAGUACUAAGAAGACAAAGCAGACGAAAAUUUUUAAACUUUGAAACUCCCACUAAAUACCUUCUUACACCACCUAACAACCAAUUUUUUAAAAUGACAUAACCCGAACGGAAUGUCACUUAGUCUGUCAUGUCCUGGGUAGAUUAAAGUGCGAGUGAGAUUGAACUGACAUCGAAAGUAGAAGCUACAACUAGGUCCGUAAUUUAAGGCUGUUGAAAUGACGAUGUUUGAUUCUUUUCCUCUACACUGUUCAUUUCAUGAUUUUAUUUAAUCAUAAAUGUAACAUUUGAUUUCACUUUAAGUGUAUCGCUUUUACUCUUAGACUAGCCAGUGAAAUGGAAAACUUAAAAGAACUUCUUGAUGCGGAACAAGAGAAAGUGACCAAACUGAAGGCUCUUAUAGUAAAAGAGAGGAAAGUCAACACGAAAAUAAAAGCAGAACUGGAACGUUUAAAGUCACAACACUCUGCCGAUAACCAAUGUGGUAGUAAAUCAGUUGAAAGAGUUGAUAAAUCUUGCUGUACCUCUGAGUAUUCUAAUGUGGUAACCAGUACAAAUACUACGCAGACAACAGAUUUUGAUGAUGUGUUGUCAGAGUUACCUUACACCUCAAAUAAAGACUUUCAGGAAAUAAGACAUGAAAAUAUUUCUACCAUAUGUUCACCAAGCAACACAGACAAGGUUCUCCAUAGUAUCAACAACAAAACAGUCUCUCCGUGCAUGAUUGAAUCUUCUUCAUUUUGUGAUGAUAAGGUGUGUAGUACUGGCAAGAAUCUACAAAUAUCUUGUGUAAAACACCUGACCAUCGCCCCUGAUGACGAUCUUCCUACUCACUCAAUAAAUAGUAGUGUGGAUUGUCAUGGCGAACAAUGUUCAUCAAUAAUGAAACAGUUUAAUCUGGCUCUAAAAUCAUUAAAAUUACAUGACAAAAGCAUUUUGUCAAAAGGUGAAUUGGAGUCAGUAUUCGAUGAAUGUAAGAAGAUGGUAGAGAAAAGUGAUUGGUGCUCAAGUAAUAUCAAGGAUUUAAUGACUGAUUCUCUUUCAUUUAAAAGCAAAAUAAAUUUAUCGGAUGAUCACUGUCAAGGAAUUCAAUUACCUCCAAACAAUCACCUCUCAUCUUGCGAGAGUCGCGAUAUGCUAUUAUCUUGUCACUGUUUACACCCAUCAAAAGAUGCUCAAACUAUUACAGAUGCAGUGUGUGAUGAGCUGUCAGUUUUAGAAGAAAGAGUAGAUGGUUUAAAAAGUUGGGUUGAACGUGCCGAAUUUUCAUUGAAUAACCUUUCAAACAAACUGACUUCUGCUACCUACAUCAAUAAAAGAAACGAUACGAAAUUAUGUCAAUUACAAGCAACUUGUUUUGGGUCUUCCGAUGAAUGUGAGUUACCAUCCCUUCAAAAUACAAAAACCACAUUGAUUUAUGAUUCGUUUUUAGUACCACUAACCGAAUACUAUCAAGAAAUAAGUAAUAAUAAACACUGUGAACUGGAUGUUAGUCACUAUACAUCUAAUAGUUUUGAAAAUGUUCACAUAGACGAAAAGAAUAUUGAAAUGUUCCUAAAUAAAUUGAAGCAUAUUAUAAAGCAUUACUUUGAAUCUAAUGUAAAUACUCAAAAUGGUCAACUUACUGCAUCUUUAGGUGCAUGUAUUUCAGAUGAAAAUGACAAUACAGACAGCCAGCAAAAUAAGUUAUUUUUAGAUAAAAUUAAAUCUAUAGAAUAUGAAUUGUCUAAAGCUAAUGAAAGAGCUGCAAUAUCUGAAAGUGUUGUCACAGACCUUAAAGGCCAAAUCCAGAAUUCUGAAGAAAAGUUACAUCUUAUGAAAAAUCUUUUGGUCAAAGCUAAAUUAGAUUCAGCUGAACAACAAAAGAAAAUUGUAGAACUACAAAAGUCACAGGCUGUAAAUGUGGAAUAUACUGAGGAAUUACAUCUUCUAAGCGAAGAGUUGUCUCACACUAAAAAAACAAAAGAAAACUUGGAAUCAACUGUAGCAAAGCUGAGUUCUGAACUAACCCAGCAACAUGCAUUGUAUGAAAGUCUUCUGAACGAAAAAAGAUUAACAGUCGAUCGAUUCCAAAAGUUGCAAACUGAGCAUGCUGCAUACAAAAUCAAAGCCCAACAUGCUCUUUGUAACGCACGGACUCAUAAAAAUGAAGCGGAUUCACUUGGCGUCAAUAAUAAUGAUAGUAGCAGUAAUCAAAAUGAUGGAACAAUUAUCACCAGUCGGUCUUCAGUUGAAAGUGAAGGAUACUUUUUAAAUGAAUUAGAAUUUGUGAAACAAAAUUUGUCUGAUGUACAACACCGUAAGGAAGAAGCUGAAUUGCAGGCAUCUUUGGCACAGUCGGAAUGUAAUCUACUAAAAAAGGAACUAACCGAUUUUAAAGCAAAAUAUAAUGAACUAAUUUGUCAAUCCCAAAAGCAAAAGCAAACCUUGGAAAAUAAAAUAUUAUCACUGACGCAAGAGCAUGAAGAUCGUCUGCAUAACGAGCUUAAAGAGUUGGAAAAGAAGUAUACGAGUCAGCUAAGUGAUUAUGAAGAACGUCUUAUGCUGCAAACACAAAAGCAUGAAAAUGAGCUACGUCAAGAACGGGAAUUUUGGGAAGCAAAAUUAGCCCGAAUCAACCGUACAAAUGAAUUGUCAAUGACGAAUUCUAGUAAAUUCGAACAAAUGUGUGGUCAUCGACGGAAUUUUUCAAUACCUGACCAUUUUACAACUUCAAAUGUGAAUUUAAAUUACAGAAGAGAUCAAGGAGACGGGGCAGACAAUACAAAUGAGGAAACUCAAACAACAUCUGAUCAAACAGCUAGCAAUUAUUCUUUGAGUCGCAAUGGAAGUGAAACUAAUUCACUGGUUGAUGCUAACCCCUAUAAAACACCGCCUCAAAUUACUAUACCUACUUUGGAGCAACUUUUGAAUCGACCUAAUCAAUAUUCAUCGCUUGAAAAUUCGUAUUCUCCUCAAAAUCAAACGAAAUCUUUUCAAGAAGUUAGAAAUGUUCAACCGAAUCAGUUAACUGGUCUACAGUCUGCUUUAGCGAGUCAACAACGUCGAGUUGAAUGUCUUUCUGAAAUGUUGAGUGAGAGCGAGACAAACUUGGCGCGCCUGUUUGAACAAAAUAAAUUAUUGAAAGAAGAAAUUCGACGUCUUGAAACCAACUGCAACAGUUCAAUAAAGUUACAAGAAGCAGAUAAUCAAGAUACCGACCAGUCAAGCAGUUCUAUUAACAAUAACAACAACAGUCACAGAAAUAAUAUUCCUUUAGAGCAUUUGAAAAAUAUCUUACUGAAGGUUAUAACUCUGCCGAAACAAUCUUCAGAACGUAGUCAUCUUAUGCAUGCAUUAGUUAUGUUCCUUUCUUUAAAAUCAGAUGAAUGUAAGCUAUUGGAAGAAGGCUUAAAUGAAAAUGUUAAGUGUUCCGGUUACUCCACAUAUGAUCAGUGUCAGAGCACUACCAGUUGGAGUAGUUAUAUCAGUACAGUUUGGCAGUUACCACCAGCACGUAAAUCACCUGAAAUAUCGAUCGUUGAACAGUUGGCUCAGAAUCAAAGAACAUUUCCCAAACAAAGUAGCAGACUAUCUGUACUGAAAGACACAGCCUUGUCCUCAGAAAAGAGAAGAUAUUCUGUGCAAAAUGCUGCUGGCCCAGGAGGACCCAUUGGAGGUUCAUCUCAAAGAGUCAGUCCACGUACAACUCCGUAUUUAAGUGCACCAAAUGCAACGACUGGGAUAACGCCUCCAGGUAACCAUCUUCCGAGAGCGUCUAUCGCAUGCAUUCCUUUAAGCAUUCAGGCUCAGAUUCAGCAAGGUCAAUUAGUCAAAGCUGAGCAGCCACAGCCUACUCUAGGAAAAGGGACUUCUGUACCCCAGACAACACCAAGAAUAUCUAUCAGUAAAAGCCCAGAGUUAGAUGGAGAAAAUGCAAAGAAACUUGGUCGUUUGCCAAAAUCUUUUCGGUGCGAAUGUUGCCAGCAGGUUACAGUGACAAGAACAACAUAUCAAAUUGGUGCAUUAACGUGGCUUAUGGCAGCGUUAAUUUUUAUAUGCGGAGGCGUUCUGGGCUGUUUUCUUAUACCAUUCUUUGUGGAUUGUUGCAAAGAUGUCAAACAUGUCUGCCCGUUUUGUGGAACGGAAAUCGGUCUAGUGAAAUGUAUCUGA
Messenger RNA from Trichobilharzia szidati, 6728 nucleotides. The record is from the annotation of a GenBank genome assembly. Lineage: Eukaryota; Metazoa; Platyhelminthes; Trematoda; Strigeidida; Schistosomatidae.